GGGGGUUAAAUUAAACACAAACGAUUCACGAAUAGAUGGAAUCGAGAGUUGGAAUCGUUUGUCGAUUAAUGCAAUCGGUCCGAGCUGCACGCUGGUCGCUGGGCUACGCGGUGACAUCCCGUGUGCGUGUCGGCGUGUGCGAUCGGACACGAUGCUGCGUCUGGGGAAGCUGGUGCCGGCGCGCACGAUGCUGCUGCUGUGCGACAUGCAGGAGAGGUUCCGCAACAGGGUCAUCUAUUUCCCCGAGAUCGUGCAAACGUCCGCGCGACUACUGCAAGCUGCGCGGCUGCUGGGGGUGCGUGCCGUCGUGACGGAGCAGUACCCGGAUGGCCUGGGCCCCACGGUAUCCGAGCUGGGGGCGACGGACCUGCCCACCUUCCCCAAGACGUCGCUCAGCAUGGUCAUGCCGGAGGUCCUGGCGCUGCUGGAGACGUUGCCGGCGCCGCGCUCCGUGGUGCUGUGCGGAAUCGAGGCGCAGGCGUGCGUCAUGGCGACUGCGCUGGACCUGCUGGAGCGAGGCGUUGAUGUACACCUGAUCGCCGACGCCUGUUCGGCUCGCAGCCAGGUGGACCGGCUGAUAGCGUUUGAGCGUAUGAAGCAGAGUGGCGUCUUCAUCACGACCAGCGAGUGCAUCAUCCUGCAGCUCCUGUGCGAUGCCAAGCACCCCAAGUUCCGGGAGGUACAGAAGCUAUUAGCUCCACCAGUUCCAGACACGGGGCUUCUGGGAAUGUUUGGAGGAGCUCCCAUUGCUGAAAAACGUUGAACUAAAGCAGCGGAACGAUUCGCAACACGAGCAGCGGUCGACUGCCAUGUCAGAAAAAAAAGAGCUGUCAUCUAAAUUAACGAUGCUCAAAUGCACGCGUGAUUAACUGUUUCCUAAUGCAGAAAUACAAUCUGCAAUGUACAUGCAUGUAUGAUUGCAUGUAUGUAUGCAUAUAUACGUUUCAAAUAUAGGGCUGAUUCUGUGGCUAGAGGGCUCCAUUCACACUCAUAUCCGAGAGAUGAAAUCUCAUUUGAAGGUCAAAUCAACACACUAUCGUUUUAGUGGGCUUAUGAAUAUGAGUAACAUUUUUGUAAAGCCAGCAGUGGAUCUACUUUCGAGGGACUGGUACCAGCAUAUUGGGAUGUGGAAUUUCUUCUGCUGGCAUGCUGCUGCAUUCUAAUGUUUUGUUAUUUUUUGGGGUUGAUUGAUGCCCUAAACUUUUACAUUUUUACAUAUUAACACUGUAGCAACUAUUCAGACCAAACCAAUCGGACGUUUGUUAACUCGCUGUGCCACACAGAUCUUUUGAAAAAGACUUGUUGACUUUGCCAGGCUCUCUCCUUUACAUGGGUUAAAACCAGCCAUCUGUAAUUACAUUGUAAGUUGAUUAUUUCUGCCUAGCCAUCAAUGACCACGCCAAUAACUCGUCACUUAAAAGGGACAGUACAUAAAGUAAAUUGUUGGAGCAUUUUGUCCUUGUGUGUGUGUAGAUUUUCUCCGAGCAAAAUAAUAGCUAACAAAUUGGCCAAUCAUUCUAACAUGGACUGUCGUGAAAAUUAAGGUCUUACUUGAGAAUCAGUGAAGCAUUCAUGAAUAAAUGGCAAUUAGUAUUAACAGUAUUUUUGACGCCCCCUAUCAUGAACCCCACAUGUUUAAUUGUUGAAGUGGUCAAUAUAAAGGGUGUUAAUUGUUUCGGCCAGCAUUACCGCGGUAAACGAAGCAAUAAAAUAAAAUAUAUUUUAGAUUUGAAUUCA
Molecule: messenger RNA, 1737 nt
Organism: Petromyzon marinus (sea lamprey)
Lineage: Eukaryota; Metazoa; Chordata; Hyperoartia; Petromyzontiformes; Petromyzontidae
Gene: ISOC2
Product: isochorismatase domain containing 2
Source: RefSeq, a predicted model, not a curated record